This is a messenger RNA of Brienomyrus brachyistius, 1796 nucleotides long. It is a transcript of the gene stmn2b, whose product is annotated as stathmin 2b. Gene Ontology annotation, biological process: neuron projection development; regulation of microtubule polymerization or depolymerization; microtubule depolymerization. Lineage: Eukaryota; Metazoa; Chordata; Actinopteri; Osteoglossiformes; Mormyridae. The transcript has 5 exons. The record is from RefSeq and is a predicted model, not a curated record. Gene Ontology annotation, cellular component: growth cone; cytoplasm; neuron projection. The coding region runs from base 433 to 981 and encodes 182 amino acids. Gene Ontology annotation, molecular function: tubulin binding.
AUGAGCCUCAGCCUGUUUUCCCUCCAUUCAGGGACGGAUUAUGGGUUGUGUGGGCCCCUGGGCAAAACGUUCGCGAGAUAGGACACGAACAGCAAGCUAUUUCAUAAGGAUCGCGAAAUAAUUAUAUGGGAUUCUCUUUUGAUUUACUACCCUAUUGUAGAGAGGAAUUCAAUAACCUGGUUUAUUCUCAGUCAUUACGACGGCGUAGUGCGCGCUGCAUAUAGGCGCGCAUGCCGGUGCGCGCGUCGGGAUGCGCGCUGGCCAACCUGCGCGCGCGCUCGCUCGUGGACCUCCGUAUCUCACCGGCUCUUUCUCCUGCUCUGCUCCUUCUUCCUCUCUGCCUCCUCUGCUGACUCAGUGCCUUAAAGACGUCCAUUCCCCCGCUGCCAAAACACAACUGCGACGUUGUUUAGUAGCACAACGGUGAUCACUAUGGAUAAAACUGCAACUGCUUACAAGGAGAAGCUGAAGGAGCUGUCGUUUCUCCCUUUGAUCUGCUCCUGCUUCUACCCACAGCGUCGCAGCAGCGUAUCAUGUGACUUUGAAGACAUGGAGGUCAAGCCCAUCAACAUGAGAGUCUCUGGCCAGGCCUUUGAAGUCAUUCUGAAGUCACCAUCCCCAGUGUCGGACGCAGUCCACAGUCUCCCCUCUCCUCCUAAGAAGAGGGAUGUCUCUUUGGAGGACAUCCAGAUGAAGCUGGAGGCUGCAGAGGACAGGAGAAAAGCCCAGGAGGCCCAGGCGCUGAGGUCACUACAAGAGAAGCGUGAUCGUGAGAGGGACGUCCUACUUAAGGCCAUGGAGGAGAACAGCAGCUUCAGCAAGGUGACCGAGGAGAAGCUGACCCUCAAGAUGGAGCAGAGCAAGGAAAACCGUGAGGCCUACCUGUCAGCCAUAAUGGAACGUCAGCAGGAGAAGGAGAGACAUGCCAUGGACGUCCGCCGAAACAAGCAGCUGAUGCUGGUGCUGUCAGGGAAGAGCUGAGCUUGUCAACUACAGCUAUGACUGCGGCGUGCCGCCCACCCGCCAGCCCUCACCAGCCCCCCCCCCCGCCGCUACCGGACAGCAGACAAGGCACGUCUCUGCGCACAGCCUCAUCUCAUCCACGGCAUUAUUAGAAAUUAAAUUUUAAAACUAAAUAUCAAACACUUCUGGAAAGCAAAUACGACUCUUAUUUUGUAAAUAGUUUUUUUCUUAUUCAUAACGCAACGGACAUGUUGCUUUGUGCAGGUUUAUAAUUUUGUUAGUGAUGUAUUUGUGUAUAUCAGCUUUUCCCAAUCUGGUCCUCGGGGGACUCACAGUCGGUCAAUGUUUUUGCUCCCUCCGAGCUCCAUACCAGACAGUCCACAUUUUUGCUCCCUUGAGGGUGACUUCUGAGGGUCUCAGAGGACCGGACUGGGAAACACUGGUGUAUAUGAAUUCCCACUGGGGUCCAGGGCCUUGCUGAAGCUUAAUAUACUAUGCUGGCCCCAGGAUUCAAACUAGUGCCCUUCUGUACAAGAACACAGAUUCCCCUAGCCUGCAGAGCCAAACACUGUAUUGUUGCAGGUCUCUACCCAGUUUAGUGCCAUAUCCCAAUUCCUUCAUAGACAAUAAGCUUCCCAGUCAAUCAUUUGCAGAGAGGAUUUUUGGUAUGUGCUGUACUGGUUGCAUGGAAAUCUCUGCCGAGGUACCUUCUGUGUUGGAUGUGUUGGAGUCUCUUGGUUGUAUAUUUCUGUCUGAUACUUCCUGUUUGUCUUUUUUUCCAUGUGCACCCCCGUGUGCAACCCAUGUUGAAUAAAAGUUUGGGCUUCUGCAAA